CUGGCGUAAACUUCCCCGUCUAGCAGACGGCGCUGAAUUAAGCAGUUCAACUGAGUUAGGACGGGGCCACCGACGUAAAGCCGUGAGCAGGAGACUUUUCGAUUAGGAAUUAGAUGGUGUAGACGAGAACGAUGAAAGUCCACCAAAAAAGUCGCUGCCACAUGUAAAGAGGAAAACACAUGGCCAGGUUCAACACUCUCCUGGCACAUCCAAAUUCAAAAUGCCGACUUUAGUAUUGGUGCAACCAAAUGAGCCACUUGUUUCAAAUUCACCAGACCACAACUGUAUGUCUACUAAUUCUUCUUCUCCACCUUGUGGGAGCAAGAGUCAACACGAAAAUCAUUCUCAGGAGCGUCGAACUUCGUCAACUAGAGAUUUUAGCGAGAAUUCUCAGCGAAGUAGCACUGCAACCCCUUUAAUGACGCCCACCACACUUAUUUGUAGUAGAAUUUCUCUAUUAUAGUUGCAUUUACAAGUAACCAAGUAUUCAUUGCAUUUAUAAUUUUUUAACAGCUCAGAGACAGGAUAAUUCACGGUUACAGGGUAGUGGAAUCAAUAAUCCAUCAAUGCUACCAGUUUUUUCUCAUACUGAUGAAAUUAUAUUAAGAAAGCUGGACUACCUUCAAGCUAGUGUGAACGAACUUCGAGAGACUUUUCAUCUGGCUGUCCGACAAAAUACAACGAUUAUCGAGGAAGCUGAAUCGGACGAUUUGGAGAUCCCCCUAAAGAAUGUCGCGGAUUUUGAAGAGCUCGAAGCUAAGUUAAUGGACCCCAAAAUUCGUUCAUCAUUGGUGAAGCGGUUAAGUGUCUCUGGGAGCAAGGGAACUGAUGCUAUCUACAGGGUACUGGCGCUGUUGAUGACCAACGAGUUAGCGACCUUAAUCAGCUAUGCAGGAACUCGUGGUGGAAAACAAUCAUUUCGUGAUCACGAAAGAAUUACAGGCUGCGUUUACUUGGCGGUACGGAAAAAUCCUCUAAUGUCAACCGCGACAAACAAGGAAAUCGAUGGAAGUAUUGGAGAAUGGCUCAAGAAGGCGACCACAAGGAUCGACAACAAGAAGAAAAAGAUGAUGUCGAAAUCUACAGAACAAGUUACACCAUAAUAGUUAACAUGUGUUACUUUUAUAAUAAUUUAAUCGUUCGUAAGUUUAAAAUGUAAUAAACUGAAUCGAAAUGAAUAUUGUGUCUUGUCCAAAUUCAGUUCCACGAUAGUAUAUUUCCACCAUUUGAGAACGUAUUUAGAACGUAUUAAGGGUCGUGCCACGGAUGUUCUCAGUUGGUUCUAUUAGUGUAUUAACGGACCAGCUUAAGACGAACAAGGUACGUUUCCGGGCGCCCGUUUACCUCAGACUAGACGGUCUUUGGCCCAUGCCAAGAACGUAUUUGCGUUCGUCUUUUCGUCCCUUAAG
Molecule: messenger RNA, 1409 nt
Organism: Folsomia candida
Lineage: Eukaryota; Metazoa; Arthropoda; Collembola; Entomobryomorpha; Isotomidae
Exons: 8
Coding region: 567-1103 (178 amino acids)
Source: RefSeq, a predicted model, not a curated record